Messenger RNA from Podarcis lilfordi (Lilford's wall lizard), 2465 nucleotides. Lineage: Eukaryota; Metazoa; Chordata; Lepidosauria; Squamata; Lacertidae. The record is from the annotation of a GenBank genome assembly.
AACUCUGUGAAGGCAUCGCAUUUGCUAGUUCAUCCUCAGGACUCUUUUCAGGGGCACACAACAAGUCUUAGAAGAACCAUGAAGUUCGUCUGUCUCUUCUUUGCCGUGGUCUUCCUUGGCAUUGCCCAGUCUGAUGAAGCCGAUGGGCAAAAGCAAUGGAGAAAGCCCUUGGAAGACUGGCCUGGCCUUCAGGGCCCAGACCCAGCUUUGCCAGCUGACUAUGAUGAAGCUUUGAAGGAUGAAGGUAACUGUAGCAUACAUAGGAGAUUGCAACAUACAUGGUGGGCAGGACAGGAUUUCAUCGGUAUUUCACCCUCCCAUCAGAUGUCAAGGAAAUAUACAACUAUCUGACUUUUAGAAGACAUCUGAAGGCAGCCCUGUUUAGGGAAGUUUUUAAUGUUUGAUGUUUUAUUGUGGUUUUAAUAUUGUGUUGGGAGCCACCCAGAGUGGCUGUGAAACCCAGCCAGAUAGGCAGGGUAUGAAUAAUAACUAAAAUAAUUAUAAUUAUACAAUUAUAAAACUGCUUUGACAAAAAUGUUUGGCUUUUCUUGAAAAUAUGUGUUUAUUAGUAGGAAGUUGAUUAAUUUUCAUGAGGGCUUUUUAAAAUUAAGAUUUGCAAACGGAACUGUGGUCUAAACCACAGAGCCUAGUGCUUGCCGAUGGGAACGUCAGCAGUUCGAAUCCCCACGAUGGGGUGAGCUCCCAUUGCUCGGUCCCAGCUGCUGCCCACCUAGCAGUUCCAAAGCAUGUCAAAGUGUGAGUAGAUAAAUAGGUACCACUCCAGCGGGAAGGUAAAUGGCGCUUCCGUGCGCUGGUUUGGUUUGCCAGAAGUGGCUUAGUCAUUGUCAGGACUGGUCGUUGUCCUCUUCAGAUCACCGCACAAACGCUUCUUGUUCUUUUAUAAAACUUUUUAUUGCGUAUUAACAAAACAUUCUUAUAAACGGUUCUUAACUAUUAUUCCUCAGAGUCACUUAUUUCAGAUACCUUCUGAGCUCUGCUUCUCCGUGACCAGACACCCUCAAAAUGGCGAAGGCGCCUUUCCCUUCGCUUUCCGCUCUUUUUUCUAACCUCCUGGCUAGAGCUGGCCUGUAUCUCCCCUCCUCCAAAUCUGAGCUAGAACUUAACCCUUGCCUUUCCUGUGAACAGCUGGUCCCUCCCUGUUGUUCCUCUUGCUCCCUUCUAUUAGAUUCACUGCUCUCCUUCCCCCCUUGGGGAAUGCUUUCUCCCUCUGAGAAACUGGAAACUUCUAACUCUUCCCUGACAGUCAUGCUGGCCACAUGGCCCGGAGGCUGUACGCCGGCUCCCUCACCCAAUAAAGCGAGAUGAGCACCGCAACCCCAGUGUCAUCUACAACUGGACCUAACGGUCAGGGGUCCCUUUACCUUUACCUUUUAAUAACAGAUUAAUACGCAAGUAGGAUUUAGACUGUAAUCAGCAGUAAAACAAUGUAGAUAUUAAGUAAGGAUGAAGAAGGAUGUUAGGUAUAAUAUACAGCAGGAUAAGGGGAAACAAGGAAACCAUGGAGGGUUAGAGGGGAAGUCAGGGGUAUCUUUACCUAUAUAAAUGUGCUGAAUGGAACUUCAUUAUUUGCAGGUGGGGCAGUGCAAGAGAAACUGAAAUUGACAGAGUCAUCCACUGCUCAUUGUUGGCAAUGGGGCUAAUAGCAUGUUCAGAGAGAAACAAGAUCCCUAACCUCUCUGCAGAGUAGCCUUACCCAAACCUGUGUAGAUUACUACAGUGGUGUAACCAGCAACACCUGUGUAGAUGAGAGGAAGCUUUUGUUGUUAUAUCACCAUCAUUAAUUUUAUUUUUGUUAGAAACUUUUCUUACCUUACAGGGAGGUAGCCGUGUUGGUCUGUCAUAGUCGAAACAAAAUAUAUAAAAAAAUCCUUUCAGUAGCACCUUAGAGACCAACUAAGUUUGUUAUUGGUAUGAGCUUUUGUGUGCAUGCACACUUCUUCAGAUUUUUUUUAUUUUCUCAUAACUCAAAACAGUUUACAGUAAAGCCAACUUGAAAAAAACCCUAUAAAAAUGAAAACCAGAGCUAAGAAAAAAGAGAAAAAGCUAAACAUAUGGAGAUGCUUUACUUUGGAAAACGUUUAUUUAUUUCAGAAAAGGAGUGUCCGCUAUUUAACACUACGCUAAGCCCAAGAAACGAGUGAUACCCAAUAGGCAUGUUAAAGUCUCUUGCUAUUUUUUUUUUCCUGCAGAAGAUGUUCCCUGCCCAAAAAUUCCCAUCUAUUGCAUUACUCUGGGGGGGAGAUGCCGUCACAGGUGCGGUCAAAAUGAGAAGCUUGUUGGACGAUGCUUUUCAACUAGGUCCUGCUGUGUGCGUUUUCAGUAGAAAACGUACUUGAGAGAGAUGCAAGAAAGACCAACAGCAUUUGAUCGGAACAGAGGAAGAAACCAAUCAAGAUGAAUUGAUGCUGAAUCAUUUCUUUUCAAUUAAAAUUGAGUUUGCAUCC